Messenger RNA from Owenia fusiformis, 2192 nucleotides. Lineage: Eukaryota; Metazoa; Annelida; Polychaeta; Sabellida; Oweniidae. The record is from the annotation of a GenBank genome assembly.
CUUCAAUCUUAAGAACACUGACAACAUUCUAUGCCCGAAGUUAUUUUCAAAAGAAUCAAAUAAUUUCUGGAAAAGAUCAGUAUGAAAUUUGAUGACGUCAUUGAAUUGGUUGGGCCAUUCGGGGCAUACCAAUGGGCACUUUUCUUUCUUCUGGGUUUAGGGGCUAUGCCAAAUGGAUGGCAGUCUAUGGCCAACAAUUACCUCGUUGGUAAACAGAAACACUGGUGUAGUAUACCGGCCCUGGGCAAUCUCUCUCACUCCCUACAGAAGCACAUCAGUAUUCCUCUAGACCAGAAACAAGAUGGAUCGUUCGAGUACAAUUCUUGUAAAUAUUAUAACAUUUCUUACGAGAAUUUCUCCAGGGACGAGCUUCUGGGUUGGAACAGAAGCGUACAGCUGGGUGGUCUAAUACCCGUGGACUGCAACAAUGGCUGGGUAUAUGAUAGGAGUCUUCAUUAUUCUACUGUCCUCAGCAAGUGGGACACAGUUUGCGACAGGCAGUAUCUUGGACCACUUGUAUCUACAAUCUACAUUGGUGGGAUGUUAGUCGGUUCCCUUCUGGCAGGUCUAGUAUCGGACAGAUUCGGACGCCACAAAGGGAUGAUCCUCUUUAUGUUUACUGAGUUUGUGUUUGCGUUAGCUGGAGCAUUCAUGCCGACCUAUGCAUUGUUCUGUGUGUGUAGAUUUGGCGUAGGCGCAUCAACUCUUGCCGUCUACAUAAUAUCAUUUGUUACACUUAUGGAGAAUAUUGGGCCAAAAUACAGAAGCAAAGCCCAUCUCUCCGUAUUCUUCGCCUCAGGAUUCGGUAUACUUUCACUCUACGCCUUUGUAGUUCGAGAUUUUCAGAAACUCCAAAUAGUCAUGGCAGUUCCAAGAGUAGUAUUCUUCUCAUAUAUAUGGAUUAUGCCAGAAUCUCCCAGAUGGCUGGUAUCGCAAGGGAGGACCGAGGAAGCCAUGAUUAUCCUCCGUAGGAUGGCGGAAAUCAAUGGUAAUACGUUACCUGAGAAAAUAGAUUUCUCCGAGGAUGUGAAGACAGAUGAUGAAAAGGAUAUUGGCGAGAUGGAACCUGAACAAGAUGCUGAUAGAUCAAAGGGUACGAUAGUGGAUCUAUUCAGGACACCGAACAUAAGAAAACGAUUCAUCAUUAUGGCUUUCAUAUGGAUUGUAACAUCGAUGGUGUACUAUGGUUUCGCACUGAAUAGCGGUAAUCUCGCAGGGAUUGUCUUCCUCAACACGUUAAUCAGCGCCAUGACAGAUAUUCUGGCGUGGGUUAUAUGCAUCAACAUCCUGGGUAUAAUCGGCAGGAAGAUUCCUUUAGGGGUUUCCCUAAUUACAGGGGGAAUAGGAUGUCUUAUUACCAUCCCUUUCUUAUAUAGACUGGAUUUGAAGGUAGUUGUGACAGUGCUCUCAUUGAUUGGAAAGCUGGGGGCAGCAGCCUCGUUCCAGAUCAUCUACACAUUCACUGCGGAGUUGUUCCCAACUGGUAUCAGAAGUGCUGCUAUGGGGACAGCGUCCAUGAGCUCCAGAGUGAGCAGUAUGGCGGCCGCGCAGAUUGGACAGUUGGACAAAGUAUUUCUACCUCUGCCGUCUAUUAUAUUCGGAACUUGUAGUUUAGUAGCCGGGUUGUUGGCAUUCCUCCUUCCCGAGACCCUUAACCAAAUGCUCCCACAAACGAUAGCAGAUGGAGAGCUCUUUGGCACAAAACAAUACAACAAAAUCAAAGAAGACACUAUGGAUAAAAAUGAAAAGGAAAGAGAGAUGGACAAAGAACAUAUAAAAUCUGCAGAAAAUGGCAAAAUGCAUAUUGAAAACGGUGGAGAAACAAACCACGCUUUUCAGCAUGAGACUUUGAGUGUAAAUAAAAGUCAAACAUUUGAUCAGACCUGUUUAUGAAGACAAUUGUAGUUUGUACCUUGGUGUAUUAUGAUGUAUAUAAAAAUGUCACACCUCACAUACGUGAAACAGUGACCGCCGAUUCUGAUAAAAUUCUUUUGAAUAUUCUUACUCUCCAUUUCUUUUCUGCUAUUGUACGUCAAAGCUAUUUACUGUUUUGCUACAUUUUGAUUUACAGUCUUUUUUGGGAUCUGCAGGAGAUGCAUUAUGUACAAAUACAGUUUUAAGAUUGAAUAAAAGAGCUGCUAUUGGUAAAUAGUGUCAUUUUGGAUUUUCGAUGUCCCGAAUGUCCGAGCCAA